AUGACAGCCACCUGCGUGUUGAGCCCAGUGCUUGGUUAUGCAGAUUGCGAAACGGUUGGGCAGUUCGGAGCUGUCGGCUAUGCCUUGCUAACCCGGUUUCAUGGAGUUCUCGUAUUUGGCAUUGGCGUCUUGGGUUUCAAGCAGGAAUAUACCUGGGUCCAGGUUGCCAGCUAUUCUGUGCUCAUCCUUCUCUUAGUCCUCGCUGCACACUGGAAGGCUCAAGACAGAAAGAAAGCCAAGGAGGCCGCUGCAGCAUCUUCCGCAGAUGCCACAGUCCUGGGCAGUUCCAGCGAAAGCCAAGAGGAAAGCGAGGAUGAGAGCCAGACUGAAGGUAAUAGCAUCACCGAUUCGCGGAGAUAG
Molecule: messenger RNA, 360 nt
Organism: Symbiodinium pilosum
Lineage: Eukaryota; Dinophyceae; Suessiales; Symbiodiniaceae
Source: the annotation of a GenBank genome assembly